Bursaphelenchus xylophilus (pine wood nematode) is the source of this 2492-nucleotide messenger RNA. The record is from the annotation of a GenBank genome assembly. NCBI's taxonomy places the organism in Eukaryota, Metazoa, Nematoda, Chromadorea, Rhabditida, Aphelenchoididae.
AUGAUCUCAUUAUUUCUUUUCCUAUCCUUCCUCCCUUUUUGUAUAUGCUCCGACCCAUCAGACUCUCCAUUCGCAGCUCGCCCGCUGAGGAUUCGAUUGGUAAAUUAUGAGAAAAGAUAUCAAGUAAGGCAUGCUCCCACUCCUCCCGAACUUUCUGGGACCACCAAUUCUAAUGGUCCCUCCAUUGAAUUAAGUGAAGACGCUCCGAAUACGGUGGUAUCGAGCCAAUCGUAUCUUCACAGUAUCAGGAAGAGGAUUCGGGGAAGUAAGUGGGAAAAAUAUAAGAGCCAUAGUCUGAUUUGACAUCUACAGCGCUUCAUUUUCAGCCAAACUUCAUACCGUUUCGACAGCUCUGACUCAUUUGUCAUCCUCCGAACCAUUGGAGGGAAUGCGGGAAGUUGAUGGAUCUAAUGAAAACGUCUCAAAUACUGCAGAACAAGCAGUCAGGAAACUGUUUAACAACUCCACCACACCCCAACAGCCCAAAAACAACACCGGAAAUACUGGAAGAGCGCCUGAAAAGGGAUUUAUUGUCGAAAACACAUCAACAAAUCCAAGUCCCGUUGCCAAAACGAGGACGCAGUUUAGCAGAGAUUGUAAGGAUAAAAUUUUUAUCAUUUUUUCUUUUUUUGUCAACCAUUUUUUCCAUCCUUGAUAGGUAUUUCUUCCCAAAAACGUUCGAUUUACACGGCUGUUUACGAAAAAGUCUUCCUCCCACUCAACUUCUCUCCAAAGCGAAAAAAGAAAACAGAACCAACGGGAGAAAGGGCUGUGCAGGGAUGGCCGAGUGGUCUAAGGCGCUAGACUCAAGCGAAAAGCUUCGUCGGAAACGGCGGUUCAGAGCGUUCUAGUAUCGUUAUCGAUGCGUGGGUUCGAAUCCCACUUCCUGCAGAAACUUUUUUUCCUUUUUUGGAUGUGAAAUAUAACAUAUUAUCGACUGGUCGUCAAAUCAAGACCAAAAGGGGUUUUUAACUCCCAAGUUCGAUUCCGCGGUUUUAUUAAAACAAGCUACCAUGUUUUACAAGAGCUUUUUCAAGGGUACCAAGCAGAAUAUCUCUAAAAUGACUAUGAUUUCAGCCCUCCCAGUUGAGAAUCCCGAGAGCCUUCCAGAAAUUAUCCAAGAACCCAUCAAAGGCAACCAAUCUAUGACCGCGAUGACAGAACUAGACGUCAAGUCCGAUGAGAUGCUCCAGAAAACUUUCCGACGAACAACUCUCGCGAUGACUGACUACAAAGUGACAACUCCACCCUCAACUGGACUUCACACUCUUCCUGCCGCCACAAACUCUCCAGUAUCAUCAACAAAGGCACCAGUUUUCACAUUGCCGCCUUUGUUUGCUGCUCCAAACUUGGCUUUAACAGAUCCGCCAGCUCAAACUCGACAACCCCUGGUUCAGCUGCCAACUGGUGGUAAUAAUGGGAAUGGUGGAGGUAAAACCGUAUCUUAGUGAUAAUUAUUGUUAAUUUCAGCGCCAGUUCAACAUCUGACCCCUCAAUUUGACACUCCUUCCAAUCUCUCGCCAAGGCAAAUUACGGGAAAUUCUCAGCAACCUAAUCCUCAGCAGAUCCCACAGAAUCAAGGGCAAACAAUUCAACAGCCUCAAGUUCAAGGCGCUGGAAGACCGAAUCCACCACCUCCAGCACAAUCUUCAACUUCCUCCAGACCCGACUUGGAACAACUUGGAUGUGGAUUUGACCUGCUCAGCCAGUCCUGUAAAGACGUUUUCGGGCUGGGAUGGUGCGCUCAAUGCACAGAUCUGGGCAACGUAUUCCUCCAUGAUUGCAAGUGCGCAGCGCCAACUGAGCUCGGCCGAACAGCCAAUGCAUUAUUCACCCAGCCACCAACAACCACCCCUUACAAUGGCUUGGGGCAACAGUCAGUGCUGCAGCAACAAAUACAAGCGCAACAGAACGCAUUGGCGAAUGCGCAACAAGUUCAACAAGGGCAAUUGCCGGGACAAGGGCAACAGGUAAGUAUCAAUCAAGAUCAAAUGUUGUAUCUUUCACGCGCCAGUUGUUGUAUGUCGACUGGUGGUGGUGAAGGUACGGAGUCAGCCAGAUGUAGAAGGAUAAUAAGUAUAAAUUUAUUAUCAGAUAAAAGCAACAAUACGUAGCAUAACACCAAACAUUCACUGAAUGAAAAUAACAACUGAGAUUCUGUUUCUCUUCCAAGCUUCGAGAAGCUUCGAAUGAAACGGAAUGCCAAUACAGUAAUCGUAGCUCCUGUUUCGGGACACAACAUCAAAUUCCAUCUUAUUAAUUCAUCUAAAAACCGAUCGCAUCCCCCAUAAAACUGAUUAUUGCAGGUGCCCGGUCCUCAGCAGAUCUCCACCACCCAACAUCUCGUCCAACAGCCCUCUCCUCCCCAAUUCCAACAACAAUUCCCCCCUCCACAACUCCAGCAACAACUCCCACAACAGCCCGUCAUCCCGCAGAUUCCACAGCCUCAGGCGUUGCAGGGUUUCGUCCAACAACCCACAUGGUCCCUCUAA